This is a messenger RNA of Chara braunii, 2316 nucleotides long. NCBI's taxonomy places the organism in Eukaryota, Viridiplantae, Streptophyta, Charophyceae, Charales, Characeae. The record is from the annotation of a GenBank genome assembly.
CMAGAGGUCCUUGUCGACAUUUGGAACACCACACAGUACCCUUUCGACCAACGGCGAGAGAGACAGCUGCGGGAUUACAUGGAGUAUCGUGGCAUCCGGAAUAACAGAGAGGUGGGAGUUAGAGUGYCGGAGGAUGACGAGGUGCAGGAUGUUUUGGACAGGGAGGGGGCGGACAGCGAGGGAGGACASUGUGGCGGCGAGGACGAUGAGAUGGACAGGGGGGCGGAGGUUGAGGGCGAGGGACCGACGGAGGACGCUGGUGAGGACGAARUUCAGGAGUUAGAAGCGUCCCUUCAGGGGGGAUCAUUGAAGGCAYGAUGCACUGCUCAUCAGACAAGGACUCGUGCGCCUAUGGAUGGCCAUGGGAAGAGGAGGGCGGACACCGCUCYUGCGGCACGCGUGCCGGACCCGAAACGUUUGAAGCAGGUCAGACUGGAUGAGAUGUACGACCCGGAGUGGCCGACCACCUUCGACCAUCUCUUCCUGCAGUGGUGGUAUAUUGGUGGUGUCCCAUUUGAGAGGGCGAGGAUGCCCGAGUACAGGGCCCUCACGAGACAUUUGCAGAACAUGCCCCGGGGCAUGAAGCCUACUUUGCCCCACUUCAAGCGCACAGCAGGCAGUGGCAUACAGGAGGAGCGUGCGUACAUAGCUGAUAAGCUACGUGACAUACGCGAGCAGAUGCAGCACAUAGGGGCUGUCAUCCUCACGGAUGGGAGGAAGUCCCUGAACUCUGAGCCCAUCGUGAACUUCUUGUCAGCAGGACAGUCGGGCGCCUUCCUUUUCACGACGUUGGCCGAGGAGAUUCGGAAGUUGGAGUCGACGAGACCUCGCCUGGUUGGCAUGCAGCAGGAUUGUUACGCUCACGAGAUGGAGGCAGAGCCGUGGACGGACCCGGAGGACUUGGAGCAGAGAGGCAGUGACACACCUGAUGUUGGUGACGAGUCCGGUGGAGAGAGUGAUCAUGAGGCUGCCAGUGACAUGCGUUCGCGGGAUCGGCAGAGCCAUUGUGAUGUUGAUCGCAUGACCCCUCCCUGGACUAGGAGUGUGACGGAUAGAGGGCGCAAGCAGACACAGGUUGUGCGAUCGUCGAGUGAGGACGAGGGAGGUGACAAGUCUGACGACGGAGAUGCCGCUGAUGACGAGGACUCCGACGUCGAGAGAGAGGGACCUGACCAGGACAGAGGACACGGGGACGAGCAUGGAUUCGAUGGCGGUGACGGUAGUGGGCCGAUUGAGGACAGAGCGGGUGGCGCCGUCCUUGUUACUCCUUGCCCCAGUGCAGUGGGCGGGGGCGGUAGUGGCGGACGUGAAUUUGGUUUGGAGGUACCACAGGGAUCGAUUCCCUCAGACAUUUUCAGUGACGACUUCGACCUUGGACGUCCACCCACUUCGGAUGCUCUGCGCGACGGGGUGCGUGUUCAGACACCGGUGAGCGAAGUCGCACACCUCAUAGGGAGGGCAGGACUGGUGACGACGUCGGUCGUGUUGCCAGUAGGCUUACAUAUGGACCCCGAGGACGUGCUUGAGGAGGAGCGUUUGACACGGAUGGUGUCGGGGUGUGCCACGACACAGCGGCUUGCGUUGGAGCAGGACACGGCCAGGGCGAGGGAGAUGGGGUGUAGUGUACAGGAGGUCACUGCCGCCAGACUAGCAGCAGAGUGUAGACACGAUGGUCCUGCAGAUGUUGCAGAUGAUGGAGGACUCUGCACAGAGGGACACGUGGUGGAUCGUGCGGACGACCACCAGGAGGACGCGAGGGUAGGGUUGCGUGGUUUACGUGGGGCCAGGGACACGGUACUACCCAGUACUGAUGAGGCGGACGGGGGCGACGGUGCGGCCACGAACGACACAGGGGGUUUGCUUGGGUGUGAUCGCACGGAGGUGGAGGGGCAGUUGGAUAGAGCACUUGUCGGCAUUGCCGUUGCCGCAAUGGAGGAUGUGGUCGCAAAUCACACUCAGGAUGGUCUUAUCGUGGUGGAUGCUAUGGUUGCACAUCGCAGCGAGGAGAAGCGACAGGUGGAUCCCGGUGACGUUGUUGCACACCCUGUAGAGGCACACGUGCCCAGCAUGUCCCCACUCGAGCGCCACACUGCUGGGAUUGAUCCAGUGAUGGGCAGGAGCAGGCAUAUAUCAAAGAGGCUUUGGAAGGCUGUGCCUCCAUCUUCUUUCGUGCCUGUUAGUCCGCCAGCACCCUCGGGGGUAUCGGGGGAUAUUGGGAAGACUAUGGAGAUGGCCGGCUUGUUCGAGCAGUUGACAGGUCAGAGGGUUAUCGAGCCGGGAGGGGUAUCAUGGGGAGCAGGGCCAGUUGCUGCAGGG